Messenger RNA from Ochotona curzoniae (black-lipped pika), 3041 nucleotides. RefSeq names its product solute carrier family 49 member 3 (gene SLC49A3). The transcript has 10 exons. Gene Ontology annotation, cellular component: membrane. Lineage: Eukaryota; Metazoa; Chordata; Mammalia; Lagomorpha; Ochotonidae. Gene Ontology annotation, molecular function: transmembrane transporter activity. Gene Ontology annotation, biological process: transmembrane transport. Bases 763 to 1998 code for a protein of 411 amino acids. The record is from RefSeq and is a predicted model, not a curated record.
GGCCAACGGCGGCUCUUCCGGGUCGAGCCCGUGGACCCCUGAGCUGCAGCCCUGCUCACGGGGGGCGCGAUCCCGGGCAUGCCUCUCCGCGCACCUGCGUGCCGAGGAGGCGGGGCUCGGAGACACCGUCCCGCCUGCUGCGGCUGCUCUGCCUCGCGGAACCGCGGGGACAGCGCCGGGUUGCAGCUGGGGGGUGGGGGGAUGGCUGGGAGCUCCGCUCCGUGAGUACGCGCGGGCUGGGCUGCAGGACCGGCGUGGAUUCUUCCUGGACUGGGGAGUGUGUCCUGAGGUGAGAGACGGCCAGGGCAGCUGCUGCCCAUGCCCAGCGUCCUGGCCGGACCUCUGUUCCUACCGCCUCACCGCCUCAGAGAUGGACUUGCCUGGGGGGUGCCCUCCUACCCUGACCGCCCUCUGGGGCCAGGACUCUGCCUUCAGGAAGGCUUCCCCAGAUCCCGGUGCUGGGGACUUGAUUAGCCUAUGACUAAUCAAGCCUAUGACUUGGUAAGCCGCAUGGGUUACUGCCUGUCACCCCUUCAUGGCCUCUGUCUGCUCAGAGGGCGCUCCUGACCACAACAGUCAUGCGGGCCGCCUGACCCCCUUCCCAGAGGUCCCCUCAGGGAUGACAGGUGCAGGGCAGCCUCCAGCAGGAAGACCCCACUCCCGCGCGGCAGUGCGCCCACAGUCCACAGGCCUACAGACUCUCAGCUGUGGCUCAGUUUUGCGCCUGUGGCAGACACAGUGGCCCAGUACUUCCUGCUGACCAUGGAGCAGGUCAACUGGCUCUCCAUGGUUUUCCUCGUGGUGUCCAUACCGUGUAGCCUAGCAGGCAUCUGGGUUCUGGACUCCAUUGGGCUCCGUGAGGCGAUGCUCCUGGGCGCAUGGCUCAACUUUGCUGGGAGUGGGUUCCGGGCCCUGCCUAGCGUGGCCACUGGGAUCCCCAGCCCAUUCGCCUUCCUCAUGGCUGGACAGAGCCUGUGUGCCCUGGCCCAGACUCUGAUCAUCUUCUCCCCAGCCAAGCUGGCUGCCCUGUGGUUUCCGGAGCAGCAGCGGGCUACAGCCAACAUGGUUGCCACCAUGGCAAAUCCCCUGGGCAUCCUCGUGGCCAAUGUGUUGUCCCCAGCUCUGGUCAAGAAGGGGGAGGAUAUCCCUAUAAUGCUUGGUAUCUACAUCAUCCCUGCUGGCCUUGCCUGCCUGUUGGCCUCCACCUGCCUCUGGGGGCAGCCCUCUGCCUUGUCCUGGACCAUGGCUCCUGGCUCCCCCUCAGGGUCUUUCCUGCAGGGACUGAAGCAGCUGCUCCGAAAUAAGGCCUACCUGAUCCUGGCUGUAAGCUUUGGGGGUGGCGUGGGCGUCUUCUCCAGCUUCCUGGCGCUCCUGGAGCAGAUCCUGUGUGCCAGCGGCUACUCCAGUGAGUUCUCGGGCCUUUGUGGGGCCCUGUUCAUCGCAUCUGGGAUCCUGGGGGCACUAGGUCUGAGCCUCUAUGUGGACCGGACCCGGCACUUCACUGAGGCUGUCAAGGUGGGCUUCUGCCUGACCUCCAUGGCAUGCGUGGCCAUUGCACUGGUGUGUCGGCUGCCUGGGCAGUGCCUGGCACUGGCCGCUGCCUGUUCUCUCUUUGGGUUCUUUGGCUUUGCAGUGGCACCAGUGGCCACGGAGCUGGCAGUUGAGUGCUCCUUUCCUGUGGGUGAGGGGGCAGCUGCCGGCCUGGCCUUCAUGCUGGGGCAGGUGGAGGGAGCGCUGACUACAGUGCUGAUGUCCACCCUGGCUGUGCAGCGUCCACGGCCCUCAGUGUCCACCUGCCGGCCUGGUGAGGACCUGCUCGACUGGACAGCAUCCCUGCUACUGAUGGCCGGUGUGUGCACCCUGUUCACUUGUGUGCUGGUGCUCUUCUUCCGCUCCCCAUACCGACGCCUGCAGGCCACGUCCGGCGAGUCCUCCUGCAGCCAGGACAUGUCAGCAGCCCCAGCUGGGGUGCCACAGGGAGCUCCAGGUGGCCUCUGAAGGCCUGAAGCUGCAGGGAGGGGGCGACAGCUCUGGCUUGGCGGGGGGAGGUGGGACCUGCAGCCCUCACGGGGUCCAGUGGGCUAUUGGAGUCAGAAUGUGUCAGUGCCUGCCCAGUAGGGCUCCCCAGGCGCAGAGCCCUGACUCUGGGGGCUCAGCAGGGGCGUUCACAGUGCUGCCUGAGGCCUCCUUUGGAGCCCCCAGUGAGCAAGAAUGUUUUAAAUAAAUAGUAAACCUUAAAAACAAAACAAAACAAAGACCAUGCCCAUGACCCUGGUGACCUCAACUGCCAGCCCCACCCAGGGUCUGGGGAUGGGCUCUGUGGCCAGGGAUGCAUUUGGCCAACCACAGGUUAUUGAGGGGAGCAUCCCAGCAGUCUGGGGAUAUUCUGGAGGGAGGUCCCCUCCUUCAACUCCUGGACCUGGAGGCAAUGCUGGAGCAUCCCCUGCAUGUCCUCUAGCCUGGGUUGGAGUAAUGGGGGACAUGGGAUAUUGGGGAGUGUGUUGGUCCAUCCCCUACACAUCCUCUGCUGGGACAUGUGGGGUAAAUUAUCCUCAGCAAGUCCUUUGGUCUGGGGCAUGGUGAGGGGUGGGGGUGGGGCGAGCAUGAGGGCCUGGGAGGGGCCUGCACCUGGCCCUGGAGCCUCUCUGCUUCCCUCAGCACUCAGUGUUAAUAUCUGGGUAGUAGGACCUGCACAUGACCCUGCUCGUUGCAAGGCUGGGCCUCCAUGUCUUCUGUGGCUCCCCGACUGGCGGCCCUACUGGUCCCAAUACGAUACCCAGGCCCAGGGAACAGACACAGUGGACAGGGUGUGUCCCCGGGAAGAGUGGCAGAUGCUGCUCCACACCAUGGCGGGACUUCCAGCAGGAUCCCCGGGUAGUUGCAAGGGAGGGAUUCAGGAAUGCAGCAGCAGCCCAAGCUCCAGCUGUAGUCAGGUCUGAGGCCGACAGGAGACAGCAGCCCAUAGCAGGGGUCCUCAGUGUCCUUUCCAGGGGCGCCUUCCCCACUAGCACCCGAGGCAGGAGCCUGCCGGCUGGUGGGGU